This is a messenger RNA of Drosophila rhopaloa, 525 nucleotides long. RefSeq names its product REPTOR-binding partner (gene REPTOR-BP). The record is from RefSeq and is a predicted model, not a curated record. Gene Ontology annotation, cellular component: nucleus. The transcript is spliced from 5 exons. Lineage: Eukaryota; Metazoa; Arthropoda; Insecta; Diptera; Drosophilidae. Bases 118 to 402 code for a protein of 94 amino acids. Gene Ontology annotation, biological process: regulation of DNA-templated transcription. Gene Ontology annotation, molecular function: DNA-binding transcription factor activity.
AUUGGCUAUGUACCAUGAAGUGGUUUGGCUUCGUUUGUUUAUUGUUAUCUAUUGUAUUUACGAAAGGACGCAUAAUAACAAAGAAUUACAUAGAUUCUGCAUUUUUUAAUAGUUGUAAUGGCUGAAAUGGAAAUCCAAAGUAAUAAAAUGACGAUAACAGAGGAAACGAUAACGCAGACCCGCAAGGAAUGUGGAAAAAGAGGACGUAAACCAGGAAGAAAGACGUCGACAGAAAAGUUGGAUAUCAAGGCCAAACUUGAACGUAGCAGGCAAAGUGCGAGAGAAUGUCGGGCCCGUAAGAAACUGCGGUAUCAGUACCUUGAGGAGCUGGUUGCGGAUCGGGAGAAGGCAGUAGUUGCAUUGCGGACCGAACUGGAGCGCGUCGUUAAUUCAAUGGAAUAGACAGUUAAAUGAAAAUAGCACUCCCAUCAACAAUGACCAGUUGCUUCAGGAAAUCGGAAUCAUCAAACAAGAAUAAAACAUUGUAUUUCUUUAUAUAAAAUAAUCACCAUGUAAUAAAUGUAA